CCGUUAACACGUACAUGAACAAUGUACUGGUUGAUGAGCACCGCAGGGCUAUUGUCCCUCAUUUUGUUCACUGCUUACGGACAGGGGUAUUUGCCCUAUACCUAUGAUUCCGAUUUUCUGGAUAUGGAUCCAGACUCCAUUCUGGAAGAGAAUGCGGAGAUUACUGCUAAUGCAACUUGUGGUGAACACAGACGGGAAUACUACUGCCGCCUGGUAGAACACGCCGAUGGAGCUUUGAUCUACAAACGCCUGGAGCGCGACAGACGUCAGGUGAUGACGUAUUUCCAGCAGCAACCAAGAUCUUACCGGGAUCCAAGCGGACAGUGGGUUCAAUGCAGCUUUUGUGACGCACGCAAUGAAUCUCUACGUCAUCCGAUUGAGUUUGUCCGCAGUGGUGAACCCCAUUUGUGGUGGCAAAGUCCUUCCUUGGCCGAGGGCCUCAAGUACCACGCUGUGUACCAAAUUGUGUAUGUUCUGCUCCGGAUGGGUGACAGUCCGAGACCAGCCAACUGGAUUUUGGAACGUUCUCUGGAUGGCCAAAAUUAUAAGCCGUGGGUGUUUUUUGCGGAAAGUGAGUAUGACUGCAAACGACUGUACGAACCAUUGUUGGAAGGAGCACUGACGGUAACCAGUGGUCCAAGGCCUUGGAAGUUGGAAGAUGAUGAAGUUUACUGUACUACGUACUACAGCCAGCCGCAAGCUCUGCAAUCUGGUGAAAUUAUUGUUACUCUGUCACUCGACCGGGCUUCCACAAUUUCGACAACACUGGGACUUGAACGUGCUGUUUCACCGAAACUGAUUGAUUUUUUGUCUGCCCGCUAUGUACGGCUACGGUUUCAAAAGCUGCAGACACUUUCUGGAGAUUGGAUGGCCAUGCCGAAUCAACUGGACAGCUCAGUUUACAACCGCUACUACUAUUCUAUUCGGACCAUCAAAGUUGGUGGAAAAUGCAUUUGUAACAGCCAUGCAAAUCGUUGUGAACAGCGAGUAGUAGACGGAGUCCCUAGGGCGGUAUGUGUUUGUCAACACAACACUUGUGGCACCAACUGUGAGACAUGCUGUCCAAUGUUCAACCAACAACCCUGGCGCCCAGGAAGAGUCUGUGAAGAGUGUAACUGUCACGGAAAAGCAGACAGCUGUGUGUUCAACCAAACGGUGGCCAACCUGCGUCUGAGUCAGCGAAAGGAUGGUGUAUUUGAAGGAGGUGGAGUAUGCGUCGACUGUCGCGAGGACACGACCGGAAUCAACUGUGAGAGCUGCAAACCCGGGUACUACCGACCUCUUCACGUGCGCCCGGAUUCCCCCCACCCUUGUGUGAAAUGUGAGUGCGACACGGCAGGUUCAACUGGAGUUUGUGUUUCGAACGAACGCGAAAUUCCCAAUCGGUACCCAGGUGAUUGUAUCUGUAAGGAGGGCUUCGCAGGGAAGCGGUGUGACCAAUGUGCGGAAGGUUACCGUCGUUCAGACAUGGAUCCGUCCAAAUGUGUGCCAUGCACAUGUGAUGUUCGUGGAAGCUCUCGAGGUGGGAGCUACCGAUGCGAACCCCCGUGCAACUGCAAGGUUAACGUGAACCCGGAUUCAUACUGUCGAGAGUGUCAACCUGGCUACUUCAAUCUGGAUGCGGAGAACCCAGAAGGUUGUCAACCGUGUUACUGUUCUGGUUUGACGGAUAAGUGCGAUGGAAUCAGCCCGAUAACUGCAUUGACUCUUGAACAAAACGGGCUUCUUGGUGCCGUCUCAACGCUCAAUGGCUGGUCCAUUUUGUUUCCCGGCACUUCAACGGACAGUGGGUAUCUAGUAUCCUACCGGGACGAUAAUGGUGGUGAAGGUGAAAGCAGUUUCUUGUUAGCCGAUGUUCGUAUUGUCGAGUCUUGGCUCAGUGCCGCCAGUUUACGUCCUAUAGACAGAGGUUACUACUGGUCGGCCCCGACAGACUACCUGGGCAAGCAGCUGACCGCCUAUCGAAGUCAGCUGACAGUGAUUUUGCGGUUCAACUCACCAACAAUGCAGGCUUUUGGCGUCAGCUAUUCCUCUGAUACAUCAAGAAGGAUAAGCACUAGUUCGUUGGCAAUCAGAGAUCAGUUAGAUGCCAUGUGGCUCAGUGAACCAGAUAUUGUGCUAGAGGGCAAUGGGUAUCGUUUGGCGUAUAUGCUUCCUCCAGAUUAUCGAGCCAAUCAUUUGAUCAUUGAGAUACCUCUGAGUGAGUCCUCCUUCAGAGUGCUUGUGGAACCGCCUUCCUCCGUGCCUUUGGACCGUAUUCCAAUUGAUCUUUCUCAGGGAAGCCUGGCAAGCAGCAGGAUAGCUCCUUACGGUGGAAGCAAUGGAAUUCAGCUGCCCGGACGACCAGCUACCAUUGCAGAUAUGGUCGCAGUCUUGUCUAAGUUGGACAGGUUCUUGAUUAAAGUGAAGUAUAUAAGCGACCAAGCCACGAUUGAAUUACGCCAAGUUAAACUUGAGAGGGCGGAGCGUGACCCAGACGGCCGAAUUCCCAGUCUCGAAGAGUGCAUCUGUCCAGUUGGUCACACCGGAACUUCGUGCGAAUCUUGUGCGUUUGGGUACUGGCGUUCACAGGACGUGAACGUCACAACGGAACAACCUACAAUACUGGGAAUGUGGCGCGGCCAAGUUGAAAAAUGCGUGCCUUGUGAAUGCCAUGGUCAUUCGGCUCACUGUGACGAACGGACGGGUAAAUGCACAGACUGCCAACACAACACAGCUGGAGAUAAAUGUGAGCUAUGUGCGCCAGGCUUCUACGGGGAUCCAAAGUCUGGAAGUCCAACGGCUUGUCAACCAUGUGAAUGUCCCAAUCUGGCCAAUAAGAAGACAGAUUCAUGUGUAGCCAACGAACAAUCGCCUCCGACAGAUCUUCGACCUUAUUUGUGUUUGGACUGUGAAGAUUUCACUCGGGGGCGUUAUUGCGAGCUGUGCAUUGAAGGCUACUAUGGGCAACCAGAGAAGGGGAUUCCGUGCAGAAAAUGUGACUGCGGUCGUGGGGCGGUUGGUUGCAACGGUACAACUGGACUGUGUAUUUGUGGGUUCAACACGGCCGGACCUCGCUGUGAUGCAUGUGCCGAAGGUACACACGGAGACCCGCUCCUAGGACAGGCUUGUAGACCCUGCAACUGUCAUGAGAUGGGAAGUGUGUCUCCAACCUGUCGACUUGGUGAUGGUCAGUGUACUUGCCGUCCUGGCUAUGAAGGUGUGCGUUGUGAUCGCUGUGUGGCUGGUCGUGGCAAUGUGGACGCAGGAUGUCCUCCAUGUCAGUGUAGCCCGCUUGGUACGCAACAGAAUGUUCGACCUCCGUGUGAUCAGGUGACCGGGCAAUGUGUAUGCAAACAUGGAUUCGGUGGCACACUGGAUUGCUCUAAGUGUGCUCCUGGAUACUACAGUCUUGGUCCGGAUACAUGUACAGAGUGUAUGUGUUCUAGCCGUGCUAUCGAUCGAGUUUGUGAUCCUGAGGAUGGACGUUGUAAGUGUGGGGAAAACGUAGUGGGAAUCACCUGCGACAAAUGUAAAGCUGGAUACUUCUGGAAUGUGACCGGUCCCAACUGUCUGGCCUGUGACUGUGGGAUCGGUACGAUUGUUGACGGGACGGUGGGUGGAGCAGUGGGUUGCGAUAUGCAGACCGGUCAGUGCCGGUGUGCACCACAUGUGACAGGACGCCAGUGUACCGAAUGUGAACCAGGCUAUUUCGGCGUGUCCGCAAAGGGAUGCCAGCCGUGCCCGUCAUGUCCAAACGGUCAGCUCUGUGAUCAAAUAACUGGCAAAUGUAUUUGCCCACCAAACACACAGGGUGAUAGAUGUGAGGAAUGCACCAAAGGAUCAUGGGACUACAAUCCAGUGACCGGUUGCAAAGAUUGCAACUGUUCCGAAGUGGGUUCGGUAUCUGGCGCAGACACUACUUGUGACUUGGUUAGUGGGAAGUGUUCCUGUAAGCGGGGCUAUACAGGACGAGCCUGUGAUCAGUGUGAUGCUGGUUAUUACGGAUACCCUAACUGUCGUCCAUGUGAAUGUGACCCUGCUGGAAGCUUACGGCCAAACGGGACGGAAUCUACCAUUACUUUGUGCAAUCCAACUGACGGGAGUUGCUUCUGCAAGGCGAAUGUUCAGGGUGACCGGUGUGACGAAUGUAAACCAGGAACAUUUGGACUCAAUAUAGACUACCCUUUAGGGUGUUACACCUGUUUCUGCUUCCCAUCGAAUCAGAAACCCAAAUGUAGCCUGCUUACCGGUUUUCGAUCAUCCCGCGGAAGGGAGAAAGGCGUUGAGAUUAUCGCCUCCGAUCACUCAAGCACCCCAGGCGGGGCGUUGAUUCAGUUGGAUAUUGGAUUGAAAGAUCGCGGCCACAAUGAUCUGACUGUUGGCGUGAGUCAGUUCAACUGGCGCUUCUCGGAUCAUCGACCAACAUUUUUGGAGAUCCCGGAACUUAAAGGCCCACUGACCCGAAACUAUGGAAGUGUGGUGAUUGAACUGUUAACUGAAUGCCUUCCCAUGGGUGAUUGUCACUUGAAUCCACCGGAUGAACCUAGUGGUUUUGUGGUCAAUGGUGGUGCUGGUGUUGGACCCAACACUGAUGUAGCUGGCAGUCUCAUCGUUCGUCAUCCCUAUCGAGUGGAUGCAAAAAUGGUCGCUUUCGGUGGACGAGUACAACUGGAAUAUCAGCCUUCUGAUGAUGCUCCCAGCGCCAUACAAGAUGGCUAUCGACAAAUCUGGUUACGGGAAUCCGACUGGGUCUUGACACGUGUUGUCGAUGUUGAUACUCGCGUUCGACCAAGUCGUAAUGAGCUCAUGUUGGCUUUGAUGAAUGUUACUUCGUUCAGUGUGCGGCUUUUCAUGCCUGAAGCCAGGCCCAAACUUGUCACUGUCAAGUACCGAAUCUACCAAGCGAUGAGCGAAAUGAAAACUAGCGUCGGAACACCGAUUCGUUCAAUUGAGAAGUGCGAAUGUCCUUCGACAUCUUCAGGGGACCAUUGUGAAAUCGCUUCCUCUGGUUUCUACUUUCCACCACUGAUUCCGAAACCUGGCACUAGCCUUCUACCUCCGGACCCCAGUGCACCGGCUAUUCGUGACUCGCAGAAUAUCCAGUGGACCGGCGGUGUGGAGAAAUGUCGUUGCCAUGGCAUGUCGUCUCACUGUGAUCCAGUCACGGGGGUUUGUCAAGCCUGCACAGGCAACACCGUUGGGCCUGAUUGUGGUCAGUGUGCUGAGGGAUAUUUCGGUGAUCCCAAAAAAGGUCAAACCUGUGUCAAAUGUCAGUGCCCGACAGAACAAACCGACUAUGCCAUUACGUGUACACCAUUUCAAGAUCGUCCAUAUGUGGCCCACCAAUGUGUAUGCAAACCGGGCUACACGGGGCCACGUUGCGAACGCUGUGCACCGGGUUACUUCGGUGACCCGCUUAGUAUGAUAGCUUGUCAGCCUUGUGAAUGUGACCUUUCUGGUUCGAAAAGUGCAAAUUGUGACCAACGUACAGGUGCCUGUGACUGUUGGCCCGGAAUUCAAGGACGUCGAUGUGAUCAGUGUGAACCGGACCAUGUGGUUGAUGCUGGCCGAUGUCGCGACUGUCGUGGACCGUGUACCGGCGAGCUUCUCAUCAAGGCGGACGAGGUGAAAGCUCAAAUUGACAAUUUGAACAUGACGUCUCUUGCGUACCAGGGUCUAGCACGUCUCAGGCAACAGGCCGAAGGAGCUCGUAAAAGAUUUAGUAAGGAACGAGCUACAAAAGAACAGGAGCUUGUCAAGCAUGCACAUAGUGUGGCCAAACAAACUGGAGAAAUUCGAGCGCUCGCCGACCGUGUGAUGGCUACACGCAAUGCAAUAGAAGUAGCCCGCUGUUCAUCCACAGAGAACGUCACACAACUACAGAAGACAGCCCAACGCUUUGAGCACCGUGUGAGAGAGUGGAUUCAACGAAUUGAAGAGCUGUCCGUGGAAAUGCCUGAUGAGCGUGUUUUGCAGCGGUGGCUGGAACAAGCAAGAAAAGUCAACACUGACUUGUCAAACAUCAAUCUGGAUAGCACCCAGGAGUGGCUGGACAAACUCAUGGAUGAGAUAAACGAAGUGAUUAGUUCAGCAGAACAGUUGUCAAAGUUGGAUAAAUACAGUAAAACAACCGCAGACCUUGAGCGACUUACAGCCUAUCAGUCUCAACAAGUCAAGUUGCAUGACGCGCAAAUCAAGCUGAUGUAUGAGAUUAGCAAUUCAACUGCCCGAGGAAAUGUGCGAUUAAACGCUGCUCAAGAAAAAAGCGACGCACUCAAAAAAGCUGCCACUGAGGCUGCUGAAUUGAACGUGAUUCAAGCAUUCCAGGAGAGUCUCGAAAAGCUCCAAGAGCAGAUAGAUCAGAUAGCGACAAUACCACCAGAAGAACUUCAGUCCCGCUUGGAUGAAGCCAAAGCUGCAUUAAAGUACAUCACUGGCAUCGAUUUGGCCGAUCUGGAUGGCAUUUACGUGCCGUCAAACCUGCUCAGUGGUGUAGUCGAACCGUUGGAGCGUGAAUCAGAACGCAUCUUAUCCACACUACGCUACUCGACCAAAAUCAAUCAAACCAUUGUUGCCCUGGAAGCAUACGAAUCUAUUGCAAACAAUAUGAAAAAGGCGGAGGAAGCGACAAUAAAAGCUGAAGAAGCUUUACAGGAAUCGACCGGUCCAGAGUCUUGGCAGGAAAGACGUGAAAAAAUUCAGUUGAUCGGGAAAAAAUUGGCAGAGGCUAUGGAGGCUCAAGAAGCUACAGUCAACAGUCGGAAUGAGACUUUAAAGGAGGUGAUGAAGCAAGUGGAUAGUUCAAAGAUGGAGUUGGACGAGGUGCAAAAAACGGCAGAUAAGACAUUAUCUGACGCAAAAUCGGCCAUAAAAAAUGUCCAGUCGGUCAAACAAUUGCUUGCCAGUACAGAUCCGCUGACAAAGAACAUAUCGGCUUUGGUUGAACAACAAGGCAGUCUAAUGAAUCGAUUGCAGAGCAGACUCAAAUCGGCAGAGAACCGAUACGCCAAGUUGCAAGGAACCGCCCAGUCGGCAGUUGACCAGGCUAACGGCACACAAACUUCUCUGGUCAAAGCUAUUACUGAGGCAGAGGAAUCAAUCAAGCAAUUGGACUCGAAACUUACUCAUUUACGUCGAUUAGCCGAUGAAGCCAGGUCCAUGCUGGACGUCAAUUACGGUGCUCUGGCUCAAGAUCCUGUGCCAAUAUCCUUGGAUCGUGAUUGUGUCUAUUCACUGGUUCCAUACUCUUUGACCAAAUCUCGCAUCUUUGACAUAGAGUUUUGGUUCCGCCUCCACGGUUCAAGUUCGGAAACUGACGGCGUUAUGAUGGUCGGCCGCCGUGCAUUCAUUGGUCACACGCAAAUGUUUGCAUUCACACUAGAAUCGGCGGGCAAAACGUUGCGGUUUUCUUGGAAUAUUCCAAACGGUAAGCUGGAACUGGAUUCGAUCAGAGAAGAGAUUUGGUAUCAGGUACGAGUGACUUCAAUGUGGGGUGAAACAAAAAUGAUGUUACUCGAACGACCUGAUGAGGGAUCACAAAAACCCCAGUACCGAGAGGUUGCCACAAAUGCCAGUGCAAACUAUCCAGAGUCAGCUCUGAUGCUCGACAGACAGAUGGAGAUUCGUAUAGGAGGAGCAAAUCCAUCUCAGUCUCGGUUGCUGAACCCAGAAGCUUGGGGGGACAAUGGAGCCGAGGUAUUCUGGACACGUCUUCUGUCCUUGGACUCUACACAGUUUUGCAUCUUCAACUUACGUAUUGGAGCCACAGCGGUCGGUCUUGUGGACCUGGCAGCGGCAAGCAGCGGUUGCCAACAACCUUCGCGAAUGGUGUGUCAGAUCUCCAACUACCGCCCCAUAGUGCGAGAUGGUCACAUCUGGCGUACCCAGGGCAAAAUGGAUAACGUUACGGCAACCCCCCGUUCACCUCGCAGGAGUCCACCAAACUUUGUACUCCAGCGUAUGUUCUUCUAUGACUUUGCCGGAGCUGGCGGAUAUGCGCGGAUACAAGGUUUCAAAGAUCUCAAAUUCUGUGAAGACCGCCUCCAAUUCCAAGUGACUCCACUUCAACGGGCGCAGCAGAACAAGAUGAUGGUUUUUACGUUCUUCAAUUUUGACAAGGAUUAUGGAGUUACGGUGACUCUAGUGAACGGACAGCCAAAGGCGACUCGUUGGACUGGUGGACAGCUUUACCGUUCCCCACACAAGGCCGAAAUGGCAGACAUGACUGAGAUGUUCCGGCGCAGAGUGCUGCGCAAAUCUCAGACAUAUAAGCCUCGUUUGCGUCGUCAGCUGGUAGGUGGAGCUAGCGAGGAGAAGCGCGAGGUGUCAAUCACGCAGUCAGAACUGACAGUUCGUCUCUGGCGUCUGAAUGAAUUUCUAACCACUGACUGCAACGAUGACGUGAUAUUGUUCGUCGGCGGAAUACCACCUGGCUAUUACGCAAUGAGAAGACGAAUGCUUGAACUCGGACUGACUCUGACACCAUUUGCUGGGCGAAUCGGGCUAACGAAUGAUAAACCAAGUCAAGAUGGUGGGCUAUUCUUGGAAGAGUACACAAGCACACCUCUUUCUCAGUUUGGAGACACACAGUUUACUGACCUGACUCAACGCCGAGAAGCCAUGAGUUUGUCCAACGUUGCACCAGAUUCGCAAUACUGCCUGCGGCUGACACCCGAAUGGGUUCAGACAGGCAAGCCGGAUGUCAAAGAACUUCUUCGUUUGAAUGAGAAAGUCUUAGGUUCACCCUGGGAGCCAGGGAUCAGCAUGACCGUGCGAUUCAAUCCUCUGCUAAUUCCAACCGAGAAUAUCUACCUUCUGCGUCUCCAACUGGAAAAUGUGUUGUGGUUCAGCAUAUGGCUAACGCCCGACUAUCGUCUUGGAAUUGGCAUUCCUGAUUUUGACGACAAGCUGAUCACUGAGGAGUCACUACGUUACCGACCUGUACAAGAUCCUGCAUUCGGUCUCCGGGAGCUAGAAUUAACAGAUGCUCGAGCUGUGAAUGCAUCACUACCCACGUGGAAGGAAUCUUUUGAACAAUUUGUUGGUGUUCCAAUGGAUUUAACUUUAGCCGAAACGGAAGUUUCCAUUGCACUGCAUUUCAACGGAGCUGAUUCUGAACAGCUUGAUGUUCUUUUUGAUCAGCGCGUGGUUCAAAGCUGGACCAUUCCAGCACAGUCACAAAGAGGUCCUAUACGACUGGCCCUCGUAGGUCCUACAAACAAGUAUCCAAUCACAAUCAGCUAUCUCACCAUCGGACGUCAUUUGGUUGACUUUGCUGUGGAACUGCAUACUGAUGGGAACAUUCCCGGAGUCCAGGUCGGCUCCUGUGUUGGUCAGCUCUACCCUCGUUUCGUCGAGCGCGCUGUUCCGUUGGGGCCUGUGUGGAUUGAACAGGGUCUGGAUUUGGCAUCGCCACCGGGUGGUCGAAGACUUCGUCUGGUCGCACUUCAACCAGAUAAUUUCAAAAUCCCCGUCUCCACAACACUUCCUACGGUGAAACCUUCUGACACACGUCUACGAAGGGAAGAGGAUUGCACGGUAAAUCCGUCUCAGACAGCAUGGUUUGACCAGGGGUCGCAAUCCUACUGGGAGUUGACAGAUUUGCGAACUCGUGUGAAGAGCACUGACCAGCCUUUUGAGUUCACCAUAGGAUUCCGAGCUCAAUUGAGUCAGGGGACGCGUGAAUUACAGGGUGGAGAUUUUGGACAGGUGGAACACAGUAUUUUGGCCGCUUUCAACUUCGGACCAGAACGCGUGAAUCUCUAUCUGCUCGUAUCGGAGAGUCAAAUUUUCCUGACCGACACGACUCGCCUUCUCUGGUCCAGUCCACAUUUGACAAUUGCCGAUGCGAAUUGGCACAGACUUCAGCUGACAAUUCCCAAAAACGGUGAUAUCCGAAACGGAAUCGGGUCGGGAAUCUACAUUGUGUUUGAUGGUCGGCAUCUUUGGCUACCUCGGCUCAUAUCAGACGGACUACCACUUCUAGUCUAUAUUGGUGGCUUGCCCAGCGCAUGGAGACCGAACCUGUCACCAAAUGAUAACAUUGAACGAGUCAGUGGACUUUUCGGAUGUGUGGAUGAAGUGAUUAUCAACGGUGUAGAAUUGCCUCCUACGCUUAGCGGUCGUCCACCAUGCUAUGAUUGCUUCAGCCUGGAUCCAAACAUUUAUCACGUGCCAGCAACUUUGGAUAAGUACUUGGAAAAGAACUUGAUCCCUCUGACCUUGCCCACAGUAUUCCAAGAUCCCGAUCUGGAAAAGUUAACUUUUGACUUCAGUUUCUUCUACGACCGACAGGAAUCCAUAAUCAACAGCCUGUUUAUGCUUGUAUUCAGUGACAAUGAAGACCUUAGCGUGGAACAUCGUGUUUGGAUCUACCUGACCAACAAUGAAGUUAAGAUGGUAGCCAGCCCAAGUGACGAGGAGCCACAAGAUCAAGGACAUUCGGUGACGCUACCCAAUCUGCCACGUUCACGGAACACAUGGCAUUUCAUCAAGCUUGAAAUGUUAUUCCUGGGACCUACCAAGGUGUUCUUGCUCAGGUCAAAGGGUGAACAAAGCCUGCCACUGAUGAUGUUGCAACCGAUGCGUAAUCUGAAGGCAAUCUAUUUCGGUCAGGACAUGGUAAUCAAACCAAAGUUACUCGGACCGAAGUUACAUAGCACUCCUGGAAGACCGUUCGUGGGCUGCUUCCGGGAUAUUCGUUUGCGAACCAACCUCGACGUGGCCACCUUGCGCUUCCCAGCUAAUAUUCCCGGUCUUUUGGAAGGCGUGUGCCACACAUCAUCUGUCUGGUGAACACAUCACUAUGCAGGAGUAGAUUUAGAUUGCAGUACAAAAUUAGAAUUUCGAAUAACUCGCUUUGCUUUGUAGCCUCAUCGAUAGUUCUUUUUGAAAAAUUAAUAUCACAUUCCAG
Opisthorchis viverrini is the source of this 10894-nucleotide messenger RNA. RefSeq lists its product as hypothetical. Gene Ontology annotation, cellular component: laminin trimer. The record is from RefSeq and is a predicted model, not a curated record. The transcript is spliced from 47 exons. Gene Ontology annotation, molecular function: extracellular matrix structural constituent. Gene Ontology annotation, biological process: basement membrane assembly; substrate adhesion-dependent cell spreading; cell migration. The coding region runs from base 22 to 10776 and encodes 3584 amino acids. NCBI's taxonomy places the organism in Eukaryota, Metazoa, Platyhelminthes, Trematoda, Opisthorchiida, Opisthorchiidae.